AUGGCGUUGGCUUUAACAUUUGGGAACGUGGCAGUGACUUCUGCGGAGCGCCCAGCCCCCCUCCCCCAGACCCGCCGCGAGGCUGGGGCCCGGGCCGCCCCGAGCGUCCCUGAAAGGCUGCAGUAUAUGGAUCUGAACCCUCCAAUGUCCCUUCCGAGCAGGGAAAGCGUGCAGGGCACCGCCGAGACGGAGAAGCAGUUGGGAUCCAAACAGUACCAGGGAUUGGCUCUUUCGAGUUAUUUCUUCCAUCGCUUUGGACCAAGGGCAGUAGGAGCGCGGAUUCCUGGACCCCACCAGCAUUCGAAGCAGCCACUGGUGGAGACCCCCGGCACCAGGACCACGGAGGACGAAGAGGACCAGAAUGUGGUAGGUGAGUCUAUUGCCACCGUGUCACUUUUCUCACGCCUCUCAUUUGUUCUCCUACAGCACUCGGAACAGCCCCCGUCCACGGGGCUCUCCCUGCACCAGAGGCUGGCAGGAGCUUUUACCACUGGUUUUUACAUCCUUCAUGUAAGGACGCAUAAUUUAUGGUCAGUGAGAAUCCAGGCCCCGGUGCGAUUUGAGUGGGCUAUAAAAUUGCGCGUCCCACUACCAACCCCUUCUCGUCGUGCCCAAGCAGGUGUCCCCGCGGCCCGCUCUGGCCCUGCACGUCCCGGGCUCCGUCCCAGGUCCUGGGUCGGUUUGGGGGCUGCCACCCAGGCCUGUGGCUCCGCGCACCUCUUCCCGCCAUUGCUCAUACCCAUGAGCCACCUCCCUCCACCGAAAACCAACUUCAGGACAGCGGCUGCGACCUGGCUGGGCUGGCCGAAGACCCGGAUGGAAGAAGCAGGAGACCCCCACCCCCCGGCCCCGGAGGACCACGGCCUCGGACCCCCGCCUUCUUCCCGACGGUCACCUGACGCCUCGCGCCUCCUGCCUCCUUCCUGGUUUGGGCCGAAGCCAUCGUCCGGAAUUCUGCGUGGGACAGGACCGCCGACGUGGGACCCCCAGCACCCACACCUGUGAAACCCCUCCACAGCCACGGGGACGCCCUGCGCACAUUCCCACGGGACAGGCUGGACCCAAAGACCCUGGACCGCCCUGGGAGGAGGGGCAUGCCCUCCUCGGCCUCCCCUUCGGUAGCCACCCACCCUCUGACCGAUGGACGUCACUGAUCCGACGGCCCGACGCGUGGGCUCGACCCCGGCCCACCCUCCUGAGCCCUGAGACUUGGGGGGGCGGCCGAGCCGGGGACGUCUGCAUCGGGGGUGGGCUCUGACACCUACCUCACAGGGUUGUUGUGAGGAGCCUGUGAUGUGGUUUGAAGAUGCCCGACGGGGGCUCGGCACACCCUGUCGUGCUCUCAAUAAAUGUGUUUUUUUUUUUGCCUU
Pteropus alecto (black flying fox) is the source of this 1370-nucleotide messenger RNA. RefSeq lists its product as uncharacterized. The transcript has 9 exons. Lineage: Eukaryota; Metazoa; Chordata; Mammalia; Chiroptera; Pteropodidae. Bases 1 to 1005 code for a protein of 334 amino acids. The record is from RefSeq and is a predicted model, not a curated record.